AUGUGUUCCCACGACGCGCCCGCAGUCGAGAUUCCUGCCGUCAACGGCACGCCCAAUGGCACCACCAACGGCGUCACCAACGGCCGGCGCCAGCCCAAGCUGCCGUACCAGCAGCACCACAGCGACGAGCGAUCAAACACCGGCCGCUUCCAGAUCAUCGAGAGCACCCUGCGAGAGGGCGAGCAGUUUGCCAACGCCUUUUACGACACAGAGACCAAGAUCAAGAUCGCAACCGCCCUCUCCGACUUCGGUGUCGAUUACAUCGAGUUGACCUCCCCCGUUGCUUCUCCCCAGUCUCGCGCCGACUGCGAGGCCAUCUGCAAGCUCGGCCUCAAGGCCAAGAUCCUGACCCACGUGCGAUGCACGAUGGAGGAUGCCAGGGUUGCUGUCGCAACCGGUGUUGACGGUGUCGACGUCGUCAUUGGCACAUCACAGAUCCUUCGCGAUCACUCCCACCACAAGUCCAUGGCUGAAAUCACCGAGACCGCCAUCGAGGUCGUCAAGUGGAUUAAGAGCCAGGGCGUUGAAGUCCGAUUCUCCUCCGAAGACUCCUUCCGAUCCAACAUUGUCGACCUGCUCAGCCUGUACCAAGCCGUCGACAAGGCAGGAUGCGACCGAGUCGGUGUUGCGGACACAGUUGGCGUUGCCACCCCUCGCCAGGUUUUCAAGCUGGUCCGGAUGCUGAGAGACGUUGUCAGCUGCGACAUUGAGACACACUUCCACAACGACACCAUGUGCGCCGUCGCCAACGCACACGCCGCCCUGGAGGCCGGUGCCACACAUGUCGACACCUCAGUUCUCGGUAUCGGCGAGCGAAAUGGUAUCACCCCCCUGGGUGGUCUCCUGGCCCGCAUGAUCGUCGAGAGCCCCGACUACGUCAAGUCCAAGUACAAGCUGCACAAGCUCAAGGAGAUUGAGGAUCUUGUUGCAGACGUCGUCCAGGUCAACGUUCCUUUCAACAACCCCAUUACCGGCUACUCCGCCUUCUCCCACAAGGCCGGCAUCCACAGCAAGGCUAUUCUUGCCAAGCCCGAGACAUACGAGAUUCUCAACCCCAGCGACUGGGGUGUCAAGAGAUGGAUCCACUUCUCUUCAAGAUUGACUGGUUGGAAUGCCAUUAAGAGCAGAGCCGGCCAGUUGGGUCUGAUUAUCACCGACGAGCAGGCUAAGCAACUUACACAGAAGAUCAAGGCGAUGGCUGACGUCCGUCCCCUUGCUAUCGACGACACGGAUUCUAUUAUCCGUUCGUUCUGCCUUGAGCAUCAACCCGAAGACCAACCCGAUCAGUAG
Messenger RNA from Trichoderma citrinoviride, 1290 nucleotides. RefSeq names its product homocitrate synthase. Lineage: Eukaryota; Fungi; Ascomycota; Sordariomycetes; Hypocreales; Hypocreaceae. The record is from RefSeq and is a predicted model, not a curated record. Gene Ontology annotation, molecular function: homocitrate synthase activity. The transcript is spliced from 13 exons. Gene Ontology annotation, cellular component: mitochondrion. The coding region runs from base 1 to 1290 and encodes 429 amino acids.